Messenger RNA from Talaromyces atroroseus, 1440 nucleotides. Its product is annotated as Ammonium transporter 1. The record is from RefSeq and is a predicted model, not a curated record. Gene Ontology annotation, cellular component: plasma membrane. NCBI's taxonomy places the organism in Eukaryota, Fungi, Ascomycota, Eurotiomycetes, Eurotiales, Trichocomaceae. The coding region runs from base 1 to 1440 and encodes 479 amino acids. Gene Ontology annotation, biological process: ammonium transmembrane transport. Gene Ontology annotation, molecular function: ammonium channel activity. The transcript is spliced from 6 exons.
AUGUCGGACUCGGGAGACUACGUUCCCCUGGUCCCUUACAAUGGGACCGCAGCAACCGGUGGUGACUCAUUAACCGUGGACCUCAAUGUGUUCUACGAUGCUGGCGAUAUUGCGUGGAUUAUCACCGCCACGGCCCUGGUCUUGCUUAUGAUUCCCGGUGUUGGUUUCUUCUAUUCUGGUCUGGCCCGUCGCAAAUCAGCCCUCUCCCUCAUCUGGCUGUCCAUCAUGGCCACUGGCGUCAUUUCCUUUCAAUGGUUCUUCUGGGGCUACUCGCUCGCCUUUUCCCACUCGGCCGGAACGUAUAUCGGAGAUCUGGCCAACUUUGGUUUCAUGAAUGUUUUGGGUGCUCCCUCCGUGGGCAGCUCAAAGGUCCCUGACCUUUUGUUCGCUGUCUACCAGGGAAUGUUCGCUGCCAUCACUGUCGCUCUGGCUGUUGGUGCCGUUGCUGAGCGUGGUCGCAUGCUUCCUUGUGUUGUCUUCAUGUUCGUCUGGUCGACCAUCAUCUAUGACCCUAUUGCGUGCUGGACCUGGAACUCGUCCGGCUGGGUAUACAAACUGGGAGGUCUCGAUUUCGCUGGUGGUACGCCCGUGCACAUUUCGUCCGGUGCCGCUGCCCUUGCCUAUUCCCUGAUGCUCGGCAAGCGCCGUGGUCACGGUACCCAUGAACUCAACUACCGACCUCACAACGUGACUCACGUCGUCAUUGGAACAGUUUUCCUAUGGGUCGGAUGGUUCGGCUUCAACGCCGGUUCCGCCCUGAGUGCCAAUAUCCGUGCUGUCAUGGCUGCCGUUGUCACCAACCUGGCGGCUUCCGUCGGAGGUGUCACCUGGUGUCUCCUUGAUUACAGACUCGAGAAGAAGUGGUCCACUGUUGGCUUCUGUUCCGGUGUCAUUGCUGGUCUAGUUGCCAUUACUCCUGCCUCUGGUUUCGUUCCUGCAUGGUCUGCCGUUAUCUUUGGCAUUGUCGGUGCUAUCGCUUGCAACUACGGCACUAAGCUCAAGUACCUGUUGCAGAUUGAUGAUGCUCUUGAUAUCUUCGCUGUCCAUGGUAUUGGUGGCUUGGUCGGAAACCUUCUCACUGGUCUCUUUGCUGCUGACUACAUCGCUCGCCUUGACGGAUCGACGGUGAUCGACGGCGGAUGGCUCAACCACAACUACAUCCAACUUGCCUAUCAAUUGGCCGACUCUGUCAGCGGUCUUGUAUACUCUUUCUUUGGCUCGUGUAUUAUUCUCUUUGUCAUCAACUUCAUUCCUGGUCUCAGCCUGCGGUCCCCCGAGGAGGAUGAGAUUAUGGGUAUUGACGACGCCGAAAUCGGCGAGUUUGCUUAUGACUAUGUCGAGAUCACACGUGAUGUGAUUGGAGCCAGCGAUGGAGACUCGGUUGCCAUUAGCAAGCACAACUCUCUCGAGAACGCACCGGCUGAAGAGUCCAAGGUGUAA